This is a messenger RNA of Conger conger (European conger), 2861 nucleotides long. Its product is annotated as DENN domain-containing protein 2D-like. The record is from RefSeq and is a predicted model, not a curated record. The coding region runs from base 914 to 2491 and encodes 525 amino acids. Gene Ontology annotation, cellular component: cytosol; nucleoplasm. NCBI's taxonomy places the organism in Eukaryota, Metazoa, Chordata, Actinopteri, Anguilliformes, Congridae. The transcript has 16 exons.
GGAGUGAUUGCAGUACUUCUGAGAAAGGAAAUGUGGUUUCUCAUGCCCAUGACAAACUGUAUGCCUGACUGCCUCAUUUGCCUGAUUGUAAAACACACAUUUCCAGUUCACUGUUGUGGUCAGGGAAUCACAUGGUUACCUUGUGUUCAAAAUAGCAUUAUCAGGACUGUAGAUAAGCUUCAGGAUCCAGCCAGCUGCAUCCAAAUGGAGGUUACAUAGAAGUGUAAUGCAUGCUGGUACUGUGUAAACUAAUGUCUCUUCCUGCAGUUACCUGACUACCCUACAACAUUACAAUAUGACAGAGAGAACCAAACACACUCAGUUCAACAGCUGAUGCAAUUCAAUGUACUGUAAAUCAGACCUGGGUCAGAUACAUACUCAACAAGUGCAAACUCUGCCUCCUGAUGUUCUUCUUUGGCUCGAUUGCACCAGUCAAUCGAGCAGAGAAAAGUAUUUGAAUCCAAAACAAUUAGGUAUUUGACCCCAGUCUGCUGUACAUGCAUCCGCCCCAUGUUAAUGUUGGUGGAAGGUGCAAGUCUUAAUCUAGGUUCUGAUGAGGGUACAGAUGUGGUUUUAAUAUGUUUGUGGAUUUAAGUUUUUUUUUUUCUAGAACACAGAAUAUGGCACAUAAAAAUCAGCAGAGCACACCCAGGAGAAGUACAUGGAGCUUCUCUUCUUUACACAUAAGCAGAACUUCAGGUGAAGAUGGAAAGCUUAGACCUGGACAAAGAAGGACCAAGUUAUUCUCCUCAGUGAGAGCAGACUUCUGGAAAAUGGCUACGUCCUCUAACAUCCACGCACAAAAUUUGAGGAUUCUGGAAUCAAUUAAGGAAGAUUAAUUGGUUGGAAUGAAAACCUACAUACACACGGCCCUCCGUGGCAACGGAUUUGAGACCACUGUGCUAAAGUCUUCAUGUGGUACUCACUCCUGGUCCUGGAGGGCCACAGUGUGUGCCGCAACCAAUUCAGACCCAAGAAACCAGGUGAGAAGGUGCCAGAGGCCAUCGCAGAUGCCAACGGCAAGGCGAGGCCUCCAGCAGGCCAGGAACAUGGCACCAUCGGGGAUGAGGAAGUUGACCACGGUCGGAUGAAUACCCUGAGCAGCAUGUGGAACAAUUUUCAGGAGAAACUCUCCAGAGGUGCUAAGGACCCCACCCCGUCCCAGCAUGCGGCCCCAGCCCCUGCUGCGUCCCCGGCCGGGACCUGUGGGCAGGAGCCAUGCCAUGCCAGCGAGCAGUUCUUCUUUGAGUACCUGGUGGUGGUCAGCCUCAAGAGGAAGGCCGAAGGGGGCUAUGAGCCUCAGAUCACAUACCAGUUCCCCAAGCAUGAUGGGAGGGUGAAAUUCCAGAAGCAGGAAGAAGAGACGACCUUAAAAGCCAUCACUCUGUUCUGCUUCCCCGAGGGGAUCAACUGGACCCCCAUGACAGACUACCGCAGUGAGACCUUCUCUUUCGUUUUGACGGAGGUCGAUGGCAGCAGGAGAAAUGGCUACUGCAGGAGGCUGCUGCCCCACGGCAAGGGAGCACGCCCCCCGGAGGCCUACUGCAUCAUCAGCCGAGUGGCCUGCUUCGGCCUCUUCUCAAAGAUCUUCGACGAAGUGGAAAAGCGGCGACAAAUCGCCAUGGCGAUGAUAUACCCUUUCAUGCAGAGCCUGCGUGAGGCACCCUUCCCCGCUCCAGGUGACACGGUCAAGAUCAAGAGCUUCAUCCCCGAGUCCGGCACGGAGAUCAUCAGCCUGACCCGGCCUCUGGACUCGUGGCUGGAGCACGUGAACUUCCACACGCUGUUCCACUGCCUGAGUGACGCGGAGGUGCUGCAGGUGUUCGCUGCCACCGUCCUGGAGAGACGCAUCAUUUUCGUCGCUGAAGAGCUCAGCACCCUGUCUCAGGUGAUUCAUGCAGUGACCGCCCUCCUCUACCCCUUCACCUGGCAACACACCUUCAUCUCCAUCGUUCCAGAGAUCCUGAUUGAUGUCGUCAUGGCUCCCACUCCCUAUUUGCUGGGGGUGCAGAAGCACAUGCUGGACUGUGUCACGGACCACACUGAUCUGCUCAUUGUGGAUUUAACAGAAGGAGCUGAGAACACCUUCAUUACCAGUAUGGGGGAUGAGAAUACCAUCCUGCCGCGGAAACUAGAAGAAGAAAUCCUGCUGGCUUUAAGUGCUAGGAAAGAGAAUUCAACUCCAGAGGAGCUGAAGAAGGUGGUGUCCGAAGCGUUCCUGCCCUUCUUCAUCAAGACGGUGGGCCACUUCACCUCCCACAUGAAGCGCGAGCGCCGUGGCCAGCAAGGCGUCUUUCAGAAGAAGAGCUUCUCCAAGGCCGUGGAGCCGAAAGCCACCCGCCAGUUUGUCAAGAAGUUCAUGCAGACGCAGAUGUUCGAUCUCUUCAUCCAGGAAUUGGAGCAGCAGCCGGUCUUGAAGGAAGGGGUUUUCCAGAAGAAGAUUGCUGAGUAUCAGGAAAAGAGAAAGGCAGAAAAGGCAAAGAAACCCUAAAAUGGAUUGGGUUAAUGGGGGUGAGGAACUAGGCCAAUGCUGUAGAUAGGGCUGCUUUUGUAAAUAUGCUGCUUUCAAGAGUAAAUGUAUUUUUUAAUGCAAUUUUUGUAUAUCUACAUUUGGGGGGGUUAAGUUGUGACUGGUCCAUGCUGCUAUUAGUUUGUAGUUUUAAAUCAUUGGGCUGGAGAGGUAUGUUUUGAAGUGGAUAUUUUGUCCCCAUGGUUGGGCCCUCAAGCAUUUGGUAGCUGACAUGGGCAAUGUACCUGUACUUACCUCUUCCAUACUGUGUCUGAGCCUCCUUUUUACUGUAUCUCCCCACAUGAUGGAGGAGAAAGGGGUAAAUAAAGAGUUAUUUGAAUGAUCAUUUCAA